Messenger RNA from Pecten maximus, 2529 nucleotides. RefSeq lists its product as uncharacterized. Gene Ontology annotation, molecular function: protein binding. Lineage: Eukaryota; Metazoa; Mollusca; Bivalvia; Pectinida; Pectinidae. The record is from RefSeq and is a predicted model, not a curated record. Gene Ontology annotation, biological process: cell division.
AAUCAUCCUAGAUGUAAACCAAACACAUGUGUUGUCAUGUUGAAGUGAAACUAGCUAAAUAACCUAAGCAAUACUGUAAAUCUUGACUGGUUUUGUGAAGGAUUCGAUGUAUGAUUUUAUAUACUAGCCUAUUGGAUACAUUGUAACAAGUCAAAAUGAAGUUUUACGUACAUUCCAAUGACCAUGGGUUCACCAUGGUGGUCAGAUGUCAGGAUGGCUACAAAGGAACAGUGGAGGACAUUGCCAUGAUGUUUGUUAAAGAGUUGAGGAAGAAACUACCAGCAGCAUUAACAGACAAUGUUGAUGUGGAAGUGAAGAAAAGCCAUAAAGUUUUAGACCUGAAUUGGGAAGUAAAGAGAAAAGUAAAGGAUAAAGACGACUUGUUUCUUACUGUUCACCAACGUACAACAACCAGAUCUGAUACCCAGAAAACUGCUGAUGUUAAAGAGCCGAAAAGUGCUGACACUAAAGUUGCUAAAGAAGACAGUGAGAAACAGGCCCCUCCUACAAAGGAAAGGAAACCUAACAGUAAGGCAGAUGGACUAAUGCAGUUAGCUGUCCAGUUUAUAACCAAAGGGAACUUACAACAAGCCGCCAGGACACUGGACGAAGUCACCAAGAUAGACCCAGGCAACAUGGAAGCUCACCUAGGUCUUGUUGAUAUCUAUCUGAAGGCAGAUCGACCCAAGAAAGCCUUAAAAUGGUGCAAGAAAACAAGAGAGAACCACAACAGUAAAGAACUGGCUCUCAGGGAAGCCCAGUGUUACCUAAACAUGAAGAAGUCAGACAAAGCCGUUGACCUCUUGUUGACCUACUGCAAGGACAUGAGAAUGUCAGGAGGCGGACCUAAAGGCAUUAAAUAUGAUGUACAGGUGAUGUUGGCCAGAGCUUAUCUACAGAAGGACCAGAAGGAUAUGGCCAUUACAGUAUUACAGGGUGUUCUGAGGGAGGACGAGAAGAAUGUGGAUGCCCUAGCAGAGUUCGCUCCCUUGGUAUUCCCGUACGCUCAGCCGAGUCAGAAGGAGAACACAAUGUCUGUGGUCCUCACUCUUCUGUCAAACAACAAAGAUAACAGCUACAUUAAGGAGAAGUUUGCCUCUAUGUGUAAAGCGGAGCAUGGCCUUGAGGUGUUGGAGAGUGUGUCUGGGGGUGCCUGGAAGGAUAUUUCAGCUCUAGUAUUCAUGGCGACAUCCCUGCGUGAUUGUGGAGCCAUAAAGGAGUCCUUGAAGUUGUUGGAACAUGCCUACAGAUUGGAGCCUAGCAAUGCCCACACACUGUUAACCUACGUCCACACAAUGGAGCUUCCCCUGACUUGAGUGACCUUGACCUAGCACAUGUUGACCCCAUCAUUGGGGACUACAGUGAGGAACAACGCUACCUCUUGGCUCUCAUGUUUACACUGGUCAAAAUUCUAUUCAUUAAAGGAGCUCUUGGAUACAUUCCAGCCCUUAUUAAGUUACUGGACCCUUGCGUCGAGGGCCACAACCUGCAUGAGACAAACAUCCGGAAUGAAUAUGCAUACUACACUUGUAUUGGCAAGGUACUAGGACAACAAGGAGAUCUGCCUCGCCUCUCCCCAGACACGUCUUACGUAUACUUUGUAGGGGACAGUCACUGUGUACCUCCCGCCUGGCAAAAAAUCAGGUACCAAGAGAACCAGGUAACUAUCCAUCCAAUCUUGUCUACUGGCACCAAGAUCUGGCACCUGAGGGAGGAAAGUCUCUUCUACCCAAAGACAAACUUCGUGUCAGCAGUGGGUGUCAUACCCAACAAUUCUACAGUGAUGUUUUGUUUGGGAGAGAUUGACUGUCGUGAGGCUCUCCUAAACUGUGUAGAGAAUGCCAGAUAUGAUACUUUGGAGGAUGCCAUCAAUGCUGUCAUAGACAUCUACCUGGAAAAGCUAUUAUCUUUGAGAAAGGAAAGGAACUUUGACAUCCAUGUACACCCGGUGAUGCCUGUCCUUGAGCCUACCAGACCUGUGGUAAUACAGUUUAACAAACAGUUGGCGACAAGAGUUAACAAAAACAAGCGGCUACACUGGAUGAGAUUUGUGGAGGAUCUUCUGGUAGAUGGUGGCCUAAAGUCAGAAUAUGAGUUUGACGGAACACAUUGUCAUCCAAGUUAUGUAUCAUUGUUAGAGAAAGCACUGGCAGAGAACAACGCAGAGGCAGCUGAGAGCUGAUAGAUUAAUAGACUCCUGCUUUUAGCUUGGAACAUAAUAGAGGCAGCUGACAACUACUACAAUAAUAGACUCGCUCGGAACGUAAUGGAGGCAGCUCAGAGCUGAUAAAGAAAUCAAUGGACUUGCUCAGAGCAUAAUGGAGGUCACUUCAGAUUAUACAAUGACUGUACUACAAUGGAAGGACAAUUACAACGUGUCUUAUUUUGUGUAACAGAACAAUGCACAACCAAAUAUCCGUCCUGAGGAAAGCCGUCUGUAGUCACACUUUUUUACCAAACUAUCAAUUAAUGUAUGAAAAUUAAGUGUUCAGGUUUUGUUCAGGUAUGAUUAAAUAAUUUUCAACUACA